GGGAGUUGUAGUUCCGCCAUCGGACGGAAGCCGGGAGGCACGAGCGGCGGGAUGUGGAGCGGAAUGCUGGUGGGGGGGACCCGGGUGGCGGCAGGAAGGUACCCCGCGUUGUGGCCUCGCCUCGCCGCCCUCUUCCCCACACAGCGGAUGCCCGAGACGGGUCUGGCCCUGCAGCGGAACUUGCACACGACGGCGGCCCGGGCUAUCCCGCUCAUUCCCAUCGUGGUGGAGCAGACGGGUCGCGGCGAGCGUGCCUAUGACAUCUACUCGCGGCUGCUGAGGGAGCGCAUCGUGUGUGUCAUGGGUCCGAUUGAUGACAAUGUGGCCAGCCUGGUUAUCGCGCAACUGCUGUUCCUGCAGUCUGAGAGCAACAAGAAGCCCAUCCACAUGUACAUCAACAGCCCUGGUGGCCUGGUGACCUCAGGCCUGGCCAUCUACGACACGAUGCAGUACAUCCUGAACCCCAUCUGCACGUGGUGUGUUGGCCAGGCCGCCAGCAUGGGCUCCCUGCUUCUCACCGCGGGCACCCCAGGAAUGCGCCACUCGCUCCCCAAUUCACGCAUCAUGAUCCACCAGCCCUCUGGGGGCGCCCGGGGCCAAGCCACAGACAUCGCCAUUCAGGCAGAGGAGAUCAUAAAACUCAAGAAGCAGCUCUACACCAUCUAUGCCAAGCACACCAAACAGAGCCUACAGGUGAUUGAGUCGGCCAUGGAGAGAGACCGCUACAUGAGCCCCAUGGAGGCCCAGGAGUUUGGCAUCUUAGACAAGGUUCUGGUGCACCCACCUCAGGAUGGAGAGGACGAGCCUGAGCUAGUGCAGAAGGAGCCUGUGGCAGCAGCGACAGCAGCAGAACCUGCCCCAGUGAGCACCUGAGUGGACCUCACCCUUGGGAAGAAAGUUGAAGGGCCAGAAGCUACAGCUGCUGCACUGUCGGCUCCUUGCUGCUGAGCCUGGAGGAGCCCCUUGAGGACCUUUGGACUUGGGUGUACCCCUAGUGGCGGGUAUCCUGGCUGAGACACUGUGAUUUUAAAUUAAAUCUUUGUAGUCUUUGCUC
This is a messenger RNA of Myotis davidii, 1054 nucleotides long. RefSeq names its product caseinolytic mitochondrial matrix peptidase proteolytic subunit (gene CLPP). Gene Ontology annotation, molecular function: ATPase binding; ATP-dependent peptidase activity; serine-type endopeptidase activity. Gene Ontology annotation, cellular component: endopeptidase Clp complex. Lineage: Eukaryota; Metazoa; Chordata; Mammalia; Chiroptera; Vespertilionidae. Gene Ontology annotation, biological process: protein quality control for misfolded or incompletely synthesized proteins. The transcript is spliced from 6 exons. The record is from RefSeq and is a predicted model, not a curated record. Bases 52 to 873 code for a protein of 273 amino acids.